This is a messenger RNA of Gopherus flavomarginatus (Mexican gopher tortoise), 2112 nucleotides long. It is a transcript of the gene FAM89B, whose product is annotated as family with sequence similarity 89 member B. Lineage: Eukaryota; Metazoa; Chordata; Testudines; Testudinidae. The record is from RefSeq and is a predicted model, not a curated record. Bases 923 to 1465 code for a protein of 180 amino acids. The transcript has 2 exons.
UGUGGUAGCGGCAGGCAGAGCAAACAAAGGGAGACCGGCGCAGGGAGAGCCGGUUUGGGGGCACGGAUUAGGGAGCCCAUCAGCUGUUGUCAGGCUGCCACGCCCCCUCUGUCCGUCUGUCUCUGAUCGAAGUGCUGCAGGACCUGGGUGGAGAUCCGGAUUUCGACCUCCCCGGGCCGUUGGGAGUAUGGCUGGCCAGCAUCUGCACUCCUCCGCCUGAGAAGUCUGUCUCUCUCCUUCCGUCCACUCCGACCCCCCCCUCACCCGGCUCCGCAGAGGGGGGGUUCGGGGCCGGGAGCCCGCGGAACAAAGGGAGCAGGAAGAGACACCAGAUGGAAAAAUAGAAAGGAAAAAAGCGAGCUGGGAAGCGGAGGAGCGCGGGUGGCAGCGGGAGGCGCCUGCGCCGCAGGGGCAGGAGGCUUGAAGAUGAGCUGCCCUGAGAUCCUGGGUUAGCCACGGGUGUUGAGCAGGGGCUCGGAAUGAUCCGCCUGGCCUUUUCCUAGCCCCCAGGGUGGGGGAGUGAGGCCAGCAUGAACCCCUCCGCCCUGAGCUGCUGGAUCAGCCUGGGUCUGCACUAGCCAGGGUGCUGCAGGGCUGGCUGACAGAGGGGCAAUCGGCUCGUUAGAAAGCUGCAGGGGCACAGCCACAUUCCCGAGGGCAUACAGCCCCUGGCAGGGGCUGCUGGCAUCCAGGACGGUCCUAUUGGGGCAUAGUUAGCUCAGUUCUGUCUGUCCCCCAUAGACAUUGUUUGGGAGCCUAGUAAAAGAGCCCCGUCCCGCACCCCAAAGAGUCAGGCUUUGGAAGGGGACAGAAAGGGAGAUUCCUGUAUAACCCCAAGUGGCCCAGACGCACCUCUGCCAUUGGCUGGGUUUAUCUCUCUAGGAGCUCUUUCUUUCUUUCUUUCCUUCCCCAUCUCCUGUCCAUGAUGAACGGUCUCCAGCCACCCCAGGACUGCCUGGGGGGCAAUGUAUGCUCCAUCGAAGGUCUCCCCCCACUUCCCAAGGGCCUCAGCGGGAUCCUUAACUCUAGUGGUGGCUCGUGGCGUGAGAUCGAGAAAGUGUACAGCAAGAAGACACGGAUCCAGGACGACCUGAGCAAGUCACGGGCGGCCUCUGAGAAGCUGCUGCGGAGCAAACCGGCCAAUCUGGACUCAGCGCUGGCCAUGCUGCGCAAGGAGAUGGUGGGCCUGCGCCAGCUGGACAUGUCCCUGCUGUGCCAGCUGUGGUCGCUGUACGAGUCGAUCCAGGAGUACAAGGGGCUGUUCCAGGACAUGUCGUCCUCCCUGCACUCCGAGGGCUCCUAUGCCGCUGAGAAUGGCUUCUCUGAUGAGGACGAUGAGUUUGAGGUGGAGCCGCCGGCCCCUGACGUGCGCAAGGAGACCCCACUGCUGGGCCGGCUCAGCCUGCCUCAGCCCCAGAACUCCCGUGACCAGUGGCUGCAGGACUCCUUCCACAUCACCAUCUGAACCCCGCAACCACCACAGCCUCACCACGUUUGGACGUAGUAGCGUGUGUAGCUGGGAGCUCCCUACAGCACCUCCUGUUGGGAGAGGCCAGGGCUGGAGUAGCCUGGCCCUCCCCCUGCAGCCAGGGCUCCUGCCCUCCUUCCUAUAGCGCCCUCUGCUGGGAGAGACCAGGGCUGGAGUAGCCUGGCCCUCCCCCUGUAGCCAGGGCUCCUGCCCUGCUCCCUACAGCGCCCUCUGCUGGGAGACACCAGGGCUGGAGUAGCCUGAUCCUUCCCCUGGAGCCAGCACACCUGCCCCGCUCCCUAUAGUGCCCCAUGCUGGGAGAGGCCAGGGCUACAGUAUCUGGGAGUUCCCUCUACAGUCAGCACAUCUGCCCCACUCCCUAUAGCGCCCCAUGUGGGGAGAGUCUGGGGCAGUGCAUUUUCCGGCAUUGCUGCGGGUAGGAUCAUGUUAGCAGUUUUUAGUGCCUCAGCCUGAGCCAAAAAUGACCACUUUUAAGAUAUUUUAAAAAAUAAAAUUUAAAAACAUGUGACACGUAGAGGGGGGAAACCCAAGCUCUCCUGAAGGGGGAGAGGUGAAAUGUAAUAUAUACAGUGUGUCAGGGCUCGAACCUCACCAGAGCUGUGAAAUAAAUCCUCAGAAACAGA